Molecule: messenger RNA, 1903 nt
Organism: Lactuca saligna
Lineage: Eukaryota; Viridiplantae; Streptophyta; Magnoliopsida; Asterales; Asteraceae
Source: the annotation of a GenBank genome assembly
GGAAAAGUAAUUUUUUAAAAAAAAAAAAAAAAAUCCUAUUAUCCUAUGAACCAAAUACCCCCUUAAAGUCAUCAACCUCAAGUGGGCUUUUAGCUAAUAUUUUAUUCCUGGUCUCGGGCCUUUGGUAAAGGAAAUCGUGAAACCAAAAAAAGUGAAAAUCAAUCGUUCUGAUUUUUGUUAUUAUUUUGUUUAGAGUGAUUAACAAACAAUCAGACGUUCGUAUCAAGUAUCAAAUGCGAUCGAUCAGUCUGGAGAGUUGUCACCCUAGAAUCCUUAAGCCUCUUUGAUUCAGGUUUCAAGUUCGUUCCUGUGGUCGAAUUAAUCCCGAUCUUUCCUAGUGUAAAACGCAUAUUUAACCAUACCUUGUAGCCCACGCUACUGUUAUUUUAUAGCGGCGGCAAAACCUUUGCGCAGAGAACCAAAACCCUCCAUGGCGAUGAGAAACCUUUUGUUGAAACCCUCGCCGAUGAUCAUUGCCCCAAAACCCACUGAACAGUCUCCUUCUCGAUCUAAAAGGUGUUUCUUAUAUACUCCGCCAACCUCUCAUCGUUUUUCUUCGAUGCAUGCUGCACUGCCCAUCUCUGCACUCGUUAAGGAACACAAGGGUUUUAGUGGCAACUUGAACUGGGGUGACUUUUUGGGCUCCACUUUAUCGUCUUUUUGGGAUGAUGCCACGCAAACGGAUGAAAAGUUCUUAUGUCAAUGGUCGAAAGAGGACACUACUGUUGCAACAAGAGAGACUGAAGAUGACACGCAGAAAAGAAAGAUUCAUAAAACUAAGAGGAGGGCUGCUAGUAAAAUAAGUAGAAAGAUAUACACGGUUAUGUUAACCCCUUACUGGAUCAUGGUGUUGAUUUCGUGUUAUCAGCUCAAUGCACAACAAAAUCUUGGAAAAACGACUAAAAGAAAACCAAGUAAGAAACAGUCAGUAACUUUCGAUGAUGUGGAAGGAGUCGAUUCCGCCAAAGCUGAACUUCUCGAGAUUGUGUCAUGCAUUAAAGGAGAUAGUAAAUAUAUGAAACUCGGGGCGAAAUUACCGCGAGGGGUACUACUUGCCGGACCUCCGGGAACCGGAAAAACAUUGCUGGCCCGUGCGGUGGCCGGAGAAGCUGACGUGGCGUUUUUCUCGAUUGCCGCUAGUGAAUUGGUGGAGGUUUUUGUCGGGAAAGGGGCAGCGCAUGUGCGGGAUCUUUUUAAGGAGGCGAGAAAAAGUUCACCUUCUAUUAUUUUUAUUGAUGAGAUUGAUGCUGUUGGAGGGCAACGUGGAAGAACUCUGAAUUGUGAACGUGACCAAACUUUAAACCAGCUUUUGACUGAGAUGGAUGGGUUUGAGAAGGAAGCAAGUGUGGUGGUGAUAGCUGCUACAAACCGGGCAGAGUCACUGGACUCAGCUCUGAUGAGACCGGGUCGGUUUUCCAGGAAAGUGGUUGUGGGUGUACCGGAUGAAGAGGGAAGGCGAAAGAUUUUCAGUUUAUAUUUGCGAGAGGUGCCCUUGAGUGAGGACAAAAAGGUCAUUUGUGACCUUGUUGCUUCGCUUACACCGGGAUUAGUUGGGGCUGAUCUUGAAAACAUAGCUCAUGAAUCUGUACUACUUGCUGCUCGCAGAGGUGGUGAUUUUGUGACCAAGGAUGAUAUUCUUGAAGCUGUUGAUAGGGCCACACCCAAAAUUGGUAAUGAUGACAAUGAUGUGAGGUUAAGAAUGGGUUUAGUGCUCCACCACCGCAAUUUGUUUAAGAAACCUCUAUUUGUAGGUUUGGGAUCACUUCUUGAUGAUCAAGAGAGAGGUUACGGGGAUUUGCAGGUCUCGACAUUAGCAGUUUCUCUCUGCCUCUCGCCGCCUCUAACCCUCAUCGGACAGCCACCGUCUUCCUUCUUUUCCAUUAACUCACCGAACUUCAGUUGA